AGGGGUGUGGCCGUGUGACCUCGGCCGCGAUGCCUUCCCCCCAGCGCCUGGCCGGCCGUGACCGCUGCCUCCUACCCCCUCCCGACCCCAGAGGCUGCGCCGGCCCUCCCGGAGGUGGUGGACCCUGCCCAGGUCCGAGUCGUCGGGGUGGCCGCUGUCACCGGCACGGGUGGAAGAGUGCGGAGGGCACGGAGCCGGGCAGGGAAGCUGGGGAGCCUUCCAGACCCCGACAGCCACUGGCGGACCCCAGGGCCAACGCUCCCUGGGCUCGCACUUGGCCUGCAGCCAGUGAGCUGUGUGGCGCUGGGCAGAGCACCCAGCAUGGGCACCCCAGCCUCUGUGGUCAGCGAGCCGCCCCCGUGGAAGCCCCCAACAGAAGUGCGGGACCGCAAGCAGGCCUCGGCCAACAUCUUCCAGGAUGCGGAGCUGCUGCAGAUCCAGGGCCUGUUUCAGCGCAGCGGGGACCAGCUGGCCAAGGAGCGUGCCCAGAUUAUCUGGGAGUGCGCUGGGGAGCACCGGGUGGCAGAGGCCCUGAGGCGGCUGCGCAGAAAGAAGCCUCCUAGGCAGAAACUGCUGGGCCACUCGCUGCACCCCUGCAGCAGGCUCCGGAUCCCAGAACCCCGCUCUCCACUGGCCAACCCACAGAGCCAUACCACAGAGACGGCCUCCGGUGAGCAGCAGCCGAUCGUCCGGAGGACAAGUGCUAGGAUCCGCCAGAACUGGGCCAAGCCCGGCCCCACAGGCUACCUCCACCAGAUCAGGCACUGAGGCAGGGAAGGGGCCGGGAAUGGCAGUGGCUUCCCCAGGAAUCACAGCGACCUUUGCCCAAGGGCCUGGGGAGGUGAAGAGGAAGAGACCUGGGGCGGGCAAGCCUACCUGAAAAACCCAAAGGAAGAGACCGCUGCCACUGGCCUGCUCCUUGGAGAGUAGAAGGUGUCCAUUUGGCUUGGUUCAGUGGGGUCUGAUCCUCACCUAGAUGAGGAAGACCAGUGACUGUCCCUGCCUCAGCACUUCCUUACCUAACACUGUACUGGGGCUGCAUGACCUUCCCUGGGAGCCGAGUGGCAGGCUCUUGGACGCAGUAUCUCACUACUUCUGCUACUGAUCCACCUGCUGCUACUGUAACCCAUGAGCUAGCAGCUUGUCCCAUAGCCGAGCACCGUCAGACCAGCACAAGGGAGCUGUGGUGUAAAUGGCGAACAAAAAUAUUUAUAUCAAGA
Molecule: messenger RNA, 1220 nt
Organism: Ochotona princeps (American pika)
Lineage: Eukaryota; Metazoa; Chordata; Mammalia; Lagomorpha; Ochotonidae
Gene: AVPI1
Product: arginine vasopressin induced 1
Exons: 3
Coding region: 322-768 (148 amino acids)
Source: RefSeq, a predicted model, not a curated record